GUCAUGCUCAUAUGGACCUUCCUAUGUUCCAGUUUGUGCCCAUUGCCCCUUGUUCUGUCACUGGCACUGCUGAAAAUAUCCUGCCACAUUCACUUGAUAUUUAUUGGCACUGAUUUCCCCUUGGUCAGUCCAUGCUGACUGCUUCUAAUAAACUUCUUCUAUUUGCUUAGAGAUCCAGAAUAAACUGCUCCAUUACUUUCUGGGGGAUGCAGGUGAGGAUGACUGGCCCGUAGUGUCCUGAGUUCAUCUUCUCAUCCUUUUUGGAGACUGGAGUUAUAUUGACUUUCCACCAUUUUUCAGGCACCUCUCUUCCAUGAUCUUUCAUGAUAGAAGUAGGUUUUGCAAUCAAAUGCUGUCAGCUCUGUCAGCUCCCUCAGCACUUGAUGAUGCAUCCCAUAAGGGCCCAUGGAUCUGUGUGUGUCAUUUGCCUAAAAGAUCUCUGAUCAGAUCCUCCUCAACCAAAAGGAAGUCUUCCUCUCCCCAGACUAUCUUCAGAACCUGGAAUUCCUCAGAGGAAUUCCUAACAGUAAAGACUGAAGCAAAAAAGAUGUUCAAUAACUCCACCUACUUAGUGUCCUUUGUUUUCAAAGCACCCACCUCAUUCAGCAGAAGGCCUACAUUUUCACUAGCCUCCCUUUUUGCAUCUGCCAUUCUUAAAGAAAUCUUUUUUGUUGCCAUUGACCUCCCUCACCAGAUUUAAUUCCAAGUAGGACUUAGUCUUCCUUGCGUCAUUCUUGCAUGCCUGAAAAUGUUCCUAUAUUCUUUUUUCCAUAAGCUCUUAGACAAUCCAUGUCUCCUGCCAUCUUUGCCUGAUUUCUUGCUCUUAAAGAUGGAUUGAUUUGAGCUAUGGGAGACAGAGGUUAGCUCUGUCCAAGUCUGAAUGCUUUCAAACUCACACAUGCUAUCUUUCAAGACAGCUCCUAAAUCAUUAAGCUUUUUAGAUUUUCCUUCUUUCCCCUGCUUGUACUUUAAUCUUCCUCUUUUGUUAAAGCACUUUUUUUCCCUGCCUGAAGUAUAGAUUGUCAAGCAGCAAAUGGAAGUGGGGGUAUUUCCAGCUUAAUCCAAUGGAUGAGUCACAGAGAGAUAAGAAUUUUGCUGUUCAGAAAGCUAUUUCUGUACUUUAUCCAGUAAAUUUCACUCAAGGUAGCGAAAUGCUCUCUUGGACCAGUCAACAUUGCAUAAUCCCUCUCCAUAGCUCUCUAAUUGAAAGAGUGAGAUCAACAUUUGCAAAUUGAACAUUUGGAACUGAGUGGAGCAAACCAAUCCAGAAUAUUUCCAGUUUGAAAGUAUAUUGCAUUAUGAUACUAAGAUGAUUAAAGAGUUAUAUUUCAGUUAGAAGAUCCAAACAUGGACAGGACUUUGAAAGUCCUUAAGUCCCAUACCUACUAUUGUGCUACUCUUGUAUUUUUAGUUUGAAAAUCAAUGGAGCUUCCAUGUAAGCAUCAUCCUCUCGGAAGACAGAAAGUACAACUGUUUCCAUUAUAUUUACAGUGAGUAAUAACACUGAAUAAAGGAUAUAAUCUGGAAUCUUUUCUGUAGAAUUAUGCAAAAUUGUAUCAUUUUGGUGCUUUGAGGUAAGACUUUUUAGCUCUAUAUCUUUUUUUUUCUUUUUUUUUCUCAUGACAAUAUCUGUUUAGUUCUUUCAGUCUUGGUUGGCAUGUAUUUUCAGGGUCAAAGUAACCUAUAUUUUAAUAUCUUAAUAAAAUGGAAUCCCUAAUGUAACUCUUUUCCAGAAAAAGACAAUUUCAUGUGAGGGAUGAAAUCUUUCAGACUAACCCUCAGGCUGCUUUCCAAACUCCGAUGCUUUCGAUCUCUGUUAUGUGUGACAGUAGUAAAUCUACAAUGAUACUGAGAAUCCAGGAGUCGUGGUUAUCUUUUAUGUGCGGCUAGAAUAGUUUAAGGACACUGAUGCCAUAAUUGUGGUUCUGUGUCCUUUAAUGCAAGUGCAAAUGAACAAUAACUUUAACCAAAUCUGCUCACCAAGACUCAGAGAUGAGAAGAAGUUAAGUGCUCAAUAUUUUAAAAGUAGUAAAACUAUACUGAAAAUAGAUUUUCCUUGCAGAAAAAUAUUGGCUUUAAUGUGACUUAAAUAGUACAAAGUAAAUUGCAUUUGAAAGUGUAUUCUUACUGAACCACUUUUUAAUUCCAUGCUUUUUGUUUUACUUGGAAAUUGUAACUUUUCCACACAUGUUGAUCAGAAUUAAAUAUCCAGGUAAGAAGGAAAGACCAUUUGAUGUGAGCUCAAAUGGAAAAAAAAAAAAAAGGCUAUCUUGGGGUGUUGAGUAUCACUCAUUCUGACAAGACUAUAGAGCUUUAUGGGAAACUGAGAUAAAAAAAAGAAAAUUCUCUUGAUGAAUGUAAUCAUCUAGAAAUAUGCAGUAAUACACUGAUUACUUUACCUUUGCAUACUCUGUAUAUCUUCGUAUGCUUCUCUAAUUAACUUAUCCCUAGACCACCUUGUAAGUGGAGGCACUUGCUUCUAUCUCACCAUGCCCAUCUUCAAGCUUUGCUUCAAGUGAACAAAGAAGUCCUCCCAUGAGGUCCUCUGCCUUUUCAGUAACUUCAACCAAGAUCACUGACGGUGGUGGAAGAAGGAGUGAUCAACACAUGUUACACAUGGGCAUGUGGUCUCCUCUGGGCUUCUUAAGAUGCUGGCAGACUACCAUUUCAGUAGAACUGCUUUAUUCCUCAAAGGAUGUCAAAAUUCUUGGAAGAGUGCACAAGAGUGCAUUCUUUUAAAGCCUGUAUCUCUACUCCUUCAUACUAAGCUGACAAUUGGCAAAGAAGACUUUUAAUGUUAAAAUUUAGCCAUUUAAAUUAAUCUAACUAAAAUAAAUAUUAGCUCUAUAUCUCCUUAUAUGGAUAGCACUGAGUUCAUACGUGGUGGAGAAAUUCACAGUGGGAAAAGAUGAAAAAUGGGCAGGUUAUCUGUGGUGAUCAGUCAUGGCUUCCACCCAGGAUCUGCACAAGAGAGUAACACACUAUUUCUUGAGUAGGAAAAACCAAGUUUCUAUAAGAAGAGGCUGUCUGUUCCUAUAGGAAGGGAUAACACACUGUGCUUCUUUCCUCACGUAGAACUGUAGCCUCCAGCCUAAAACCUCUAAUUCUAUACCCCUAGAAGUCCUAAAAAGUGCUGAAAACAAAAUUCUAGGAGUGGGAUGUGAUGUGUAGAAAUCAAACUCUAUAACCACAGAGUAGUCAAAAUGCAGGUAUGUCUAAUCAGCACUGUGUACAUGCCAGAUGCAAAGGCGGUAUUCCCACCUAGCUUGCAUACCGGAGGGCAAGAAAAGUACAUACUUUAAAAAACAAGCUGCUUACGUAUGCAUUAGAUGUUCAAGAAAAUUAUCACUCAAAAAAAAUUACUCAUUAUUACAAUGAGUACCCAGAAUGAUUGACAUCCCCCCCUACCCCAAGUCUCAGUUCUUUUACACAUGCUAUCUCUCGGUUGUUGUUUGAUGGUCUUUUUGAUGAAGGCCUGGGUCAGGUUGGAGGACACUUGGCUGGCUCUGGUUUGUUGUCUCAUCAGCUGCAACUCUGUUUACCAAUCCACUGCUUCUUUGUUAAUCUGUGGUUUACCAUCCUACUCUGCUGUCUCGCAUUCCAGAGAUGGGAAAGCUAGCAAUGUUAUUUAGAAAAACAGGCACUAAUUGUCUAGGUCUGUAGAAAAGCAUCUGUUACUGGCAGUGAGAAACCAGCUUAGCAAGCUCAAAUCUGUAUCUGUCGAUUCAGCACCUCACGAAUGUGAACUUUUAACCUAACUUACUUUCCUUAAUUCAGAUGUCCUACCAAAGCAGACUUAAUGUGUGGCAUUAUGUGUGGCAUAAUUAUGACAUAAUGUGUGGCUCCUUUCAGGGCCUGCCCCAAACAUGAUUCUAGGUGGCUCUAAAGUGUUCACUAGCUGGGAAAGGACAUGCUACCACCUAGAGAGUUAUGCCACUCUGUAUUGGAUCUUCCACGGCUGCAAAGCUGCACUGCAAGCUUUUGUCUGUACUGAUUUAAUGGGUAGCUCACGACUCCAGUCUGGCUCCAUUGAGAAAUCUCAAUCUGUAUGCAAGAACAUUCUGCUUUGUGUUGUACAAGCAUGUAGAGAUGGGAAUCUAUCUGACACAAGAAUGUAGAGACAGUCAUAAGAGUCUGCUGCUUCUCUCUCCUAGUAUUUAUGACCAGUGCCUUCAACAUGCAUCUCAGGCCCUCAAGAUUUAAUCUACAGUGCAAGGACUCAGAAGAGAAUAGGCUGGAGUAUGAUAUCUCAUGUCAUCUAUUAUUUGAGACGUGCCUGUGACUAGGAUGUGGGGAUGUAUGCAUCCAUUCAACUUGGAGAAGCCUAGCAUGGGUUCAGGCAGUCAGACUCAUCUUGGCUUAUUCAUCUGCACCCAGCCUUGCCAUCACUGCUAUGGGAACAUGACAGUGGAGAGAACAUGAGAGUGGGAGGAGGCUCUCCUCCCCAGAGCCUACUCCCUGCCCCUAUCUCCUCUGUUCAAUCCAUUUUACAGGCAAAGUUAAGGCUGGUGCUUUCUUGGGCUUUAUACGGGCCGCUAUGUCCCUUGAGACAUGACUUUGGACAGGGAUGGGGUGUUCAGUGCCGGGAGCCCUGGGCAGACUACGGAGAGAAGAAUACCCGAGCCCAGAGACCGGUCGGAUUCAGCACCUCGGACAGCGACUAGCACGGCUCUGCCCGCGGGCCGGGCGCUGCCGCGGGAACGGAGCUUCGCAGUCCGCUGCUUACCCUUCUGCUGAGCCCGGACUGUACUACGUCAGGAUAAACCAAUGUUCUUCAGGGGCAAUGAGAUUUACCUUCAACAGCUGAGGCAGUAGAGAACUUUCCAGUGCUGUUUUGGGCCAUUUGAGAAAUGCAGGGUGGUUAUGGUCGCUGCGGGGUAAAAAUCUAGUUGCAGCAUGUCUAUACGCUCUGUCCAAAGAUAAAUUAAUCACUAGGGUGUGAGAUCCAGCCAGGAUCAGAUAAGGGAAACAUCAGAAAUGGCUGCAUCUGCAAAAGAAGGACAGAACUUGGAAUCCAAAAGACACAGGCUUUUGGAUUCCAAGAUGACUUUCAUAGGGGUUCAGUAUGGUGUAACUUGGGAUAGGAAUACACAGGUGCUCAGACUCAGAAACAUAUUUACAGACUUCAAGGGAUGUCAUGCUAUGCAGGAGCAGAACUGAAAUCCCCUUAUGCUUGUCCUACCAGCAGUGAGAAGGAAGUUACCCUGGGUUUUUAAAGAGUUUAUAUUACUGCAAGAAAAAUCCUAACAGAAAUAAGUUGCAACACAGAAGCUGCCUAGAUGCUGCACUCAGUCUUUGCAGGGGUAGAGCAGAACAGGUCAGAGAUUGUAAACAGGAAAAGCUCGAAGGUAGGCAGUGACCUUUUACUGGCUCAGAUCUCCCUGCCUGUCCCACAGUUUCAAGGAGACAUCACUUGGAUUUGGCUAGGAAGUGAGAGAAGAGACUAUUGAUUCUCUGGGAGGAUGAUAGUCCAAACUGAAAGAUGUAAAUGGUACUCAAGCUAAUUGCCUAUCUACAAAGGAGGCCAUCUCUAGGGGGAAUGGCUUGCAGGCACCUUCAAACAGAGUGGGUGGGCCCCACUUUGAAGUUACCCAGAAGAGGGGGGUUACCUUGGGUUCUUGCGCAUAACCUACGUAGGUGGUUUCCCUUGAUGUGUCUGUCAUGGUCAACAUAAGUGACCCUAUAUCUAACCCACCAUCCACACAGACCCACUGUAUCUCCAGUUCCAUCAGAAUCCCUGGCCAUUACUUUGGGAGAAGCACUCACAUCCUCAGUCCAAUUUCCAUUGGACAUCUCACAGCUGCAAUCCACUCCCUUGGCUCCCAAUGAAGAUUUUUUUUCUGAGUGACCUCAGGCCAAACGCAAGAGUCCGGUGAGGAGAAGAUGUGUAGUGCAGAGUCCCUAAACAGGCGAGGUAGUCUUGACUCCAGCAAGGCGGAUGACAGAGACACUCUCAUACUGAACUUCACCCUCUGCACUGUAAAGAAGACUGAGCUCUCUAAGGCAGCUAGAGUCUUUGAGAUGUUUGAAACUGAGAUCCAUCACUUUGAAACCAGGAGAAUCAAAAAGCUCAAGAACUCUGCUGAUCAUCUUGACAUUUUUGUUGAAUGUGAAGUUCACAGAGCUGAUAUUAGUCACCUUAUCACAUCCUUAAAGAGAGUAACAGAGGAUGUGAAAACGGGCAAUGAAGACAAAAUGCCCUGGUUCCCCAGAAAAAUUCAAGAUCUAGACAAAUGUCACCAUCUGAUCACCACAUAUGAACCCAGUUUUGACCAUGGUCACCCUGGAUACACUGACCUGGAGUACAGGAAGAGGAGGGCAUACUUUGCUGACCUUGCCUACAAUUACAGAGUUGGGGACCCUUUGCCUUACAUCGAAUACACAGAGCAGGAGACUGCAACUUGGAGAGAAGUCUACAGGAAGCUGAGAAGCCUCUACCCUACUCAUGCCUGCACACAAUACCUGGAUGCUUUCCAACAGCUGGAGAAACACUGUGGCUACCAAGAAGACAACAUACCUCAACUUCAGGAUGUGUCCAGAUUUUUAAAAGAAACAACAGGUUUCCAGCUGAUACCAGCAGCAGGACUGUUGUCUGCUCGUGACUUCCUUGCCAGCCUCGCAUUUCGUGUCUUUCAGUGCACACAGUAUAUAAGGCAUUUCUCUUCACCUACACAUUCACCAGAACCAGAUUGCUGCCAUGAACUGCUGGGUCAUGUUCCCAUGCUAGCCAACAAGGAGUUUGCCCAGUUCUCCCAGGAUAUUGGACUGGCUUCUCUUGGAUCAUCUGAAGCAGAGAUUGAGAAACUGUCCACACUUUAUUGGUUUACUGUGGAGUUUGGUCUCUGCAAGCAAAAUGGAUCCACCAAAGCUUACGGGGCAGGACUGCUUUCAUCUUAUGGGGAACUUAUGUAUGCUUUAUCAAAUGAGCCAGAGUACAAGUCCUUUGAUCCAGAAGUGACUGCAGUUCACCCCUAUCAGGAUCAAGCCUUCCAGCCUGUCUAUUUCAUAGCAGAAAAUUUUGAAGAUGCCAAGGCCAAACUGCAAAACUAUGCAAUGAAGAUCAAGAAGCCUUUUUCUCUGUGCUACGACCCAUUCACCAGCAGUAUAGAGGUUCUGGAUACACCACAGAAAGUCAAGAGGGAAGUCAGUCGACUGAAAGAGGACCUGAAAAACCUCUGCCUGUCCCUUGAAAACCUCUCCUAAAACUGCAGCAGUACUUCUCGCCUGGCACUGAUACAUAUGUAGGCAGUUCCAGCAUUUGAAAAUUUAGUGAAGUUGUAGCUGCAUGCUAAAAUCUUCAUCCCACAAACAGCUCUGUCAAGCAAAUCUUUUCACUGUAAUUCAGGCUGCUGACUUAGCCACAUUAAUGAGUUCCUAUUGAAUAUGCUUCAGUGGCAAACAACACCAAAUUACUCCAAUUUCUGGUAGGUGAUAUGAGCUGCAGCUGUUUGUUGUGUAUUUAUCUCUUAUUUUAAAUGUAACUUUUUAAUUCACCUUUUGAAGUUAUUUGUCACCUUCUGAAGUUAUCUACCAUGAAGUAGCACAGUAACUCUUCAGUCACGAAGUCUCGCUUAAAUGACAUGAUCACAAUCUUUUGGGCUGGCUACCUGCCUGCAGUCCUUGCAGCUAACUCAUUUCUCCUAGUAAUUAUGAUCAGCUAUUGUGCUAAUAAACUAUGAGUGGUUCUCUUACAAUGUACAAGUACAAGAGUUUAUAAGACAGACCUUUUAUUUCUUCUUGCCAUUUAUUUUUUCAGCAGUCAUCUUACUUAGUUCAAAUGUGGCUAAAUAAUUUUCUGUCAUAUUUAACAUCACAGAAUAUGUGUCCAUUGACUAAAAAAAGAUAGAAAAGAUAGAAACUAUGAGGACUGUGAUACUCUCUCUGGCUCUAUAACAUACCUGUUUGAUUUGAAAAAGAAAUUAAGAUUCCAGGGAAUAAAAAGAUGGAUGUGGAGAAAAACCUUCAAAGAAGCCUACAAGAAAAAAUGUCUCACUAAUUUUUCAUGGGAUUCAAACAGUCCUGGACACCUUAAAACAUCUUUGUGGGGUUUUCUUUGUUGUUGUUGUUUUUUGUUUGUUUGUUUGUUUGUUUUUGGCAUUACAAUGAUUGCAGUAAUAAUCAAAAUUACAAAGGUGCUAAACAUCAAUACAUUCUAAGAUCAAAUACCAGAAGCAAUAUAGCUUUUAUAUGGAUACAACUUCAGGUAUGUGCUGCAACUCAUCUUGCCUCCCACUCUGAUCUCUUUCUCAGAUGUGCCUGAAAUUUAUUUACACUCUGUGAGUCACAGUUCACAGAAACAAUCCUUUAAUUGUCCUUUCAUUUCCAUCUUCCACUGUUCACAAAUAGCAACUAAUUUAGGAAAAGAAGAGUAGGCUCAUGCCUGGGAAGAUUCCCUCUUUGCUUAGCACUAAUGUCGAAACAGGUUACAGGUGAUGGCAUAAACAGGAGCUAUAUGGAUCUCAUGACUGAACCUGGGUGACAGUAUUCCAUAGACGUCAAUGUAGAUUUAUCCUGUGCAGCUAAGAAACUUUGCUUGUAUUUUCAAAAGUGUAUUUAAAUUAAGGGAGAUAGCAAGCUUACAGUUUGCUCGCUGCUAUCCACUAACUGACAGCAUACAUGACCUGAACUCUGAUGUAAAUGUGAGGUGGUUUGGCUCUUGGAAAAGGAGUCAUCAACUCUGCCUUAACUGGUCACCAUGGAAUAAAAGCAUGUACACAGAAAGUUACAGCAGAGCAAUUCACAUGCUGUUAUUUCAUACAGAGCUUAUCUCACUGUAAUUUGUCAAUGUGCCAGGCUCUACAGAAACUCUCUUGUUGGGACUGGGUUAAUGGGAUUUUGUCACUUAAAUCUUCAUGUCCAUAAGCACUUCAGAAAAUUCUUUCAUGGACACUCGCAGAGAAUUCAAGAUCUGUGAGGAUGCUGUAGUGGCUCCAUUUUCUUAAAAUGUGGCGAUACCUAACAAAUUUGGAAAUGUCUUGGCAAAAUGGCUAUGGUCUCCUUCUUCUAAACAGCAGGAACAUUUCAAGUUCUUUCUUUUUCAUU
Molecule: messenger RNA, 9042 nt
Organism: Lagopus leucura (white-tailed ptarmigan)
Lineage: Eukaryota; Metazoa; Chordata; Aves; Galliformes; Phasianidae
Product: tyrosine 3-monooxygenase-like
Exons: 12
Coding region: 5884-7203 (439 amino acids)
Biological process (GO): dopamine biosynthetic process from tyrosine
Cellular component (GO): axon; cytoplasm; perikaryon
Molecular function (GO): iron ion binding; tyrosine 3-monooxygenase activity
Source: RefSeq, a predicted model, not a curated record